AUGGGUUCGGAAGUCGUAGUGGAAGAACUAAUUAGAAAGAAAAACAUCAAUAAUAUUUAUUAUAAUGAAUUUGGAAAUUUUGAGAAAAUAAGUGAUAUUGGAUAUUUUUAUAUUUCGAAAGCUGAAUGGAAAAAUUUUAAAAUCAAUGUAGCAGUUAAAGCAGUUAAAGGUUUAAUAUUUGAUCAAUAUUCCUAUAAGAUUCUUAUUAAAGAGGUAGCAAUUCAUGAUAAUGAUAUGUUAAAGUUAUUAGCAGGCAAUACCGGCAGUAAUAACCGGCAAUUUAUUGCGACCAUUUGUCAA
This is a messenger RNA of Racocetra persica, 300 nucleotides long. The record is from the annotation of a GenBank genome assembly. Lineage: Eukaryota; Fungi; Glomeromycota; Glomeromycetes; Diversisporales; Gigasporaceae.